AUGUUGAGAAGACAAGCUAGAGAAAGAAGGGAGUAUUUAUUCCGAAAGGCUUUAGAGCUUCAGGAGGCUCAGAAAACUCAAAGGAGAGAACAACUGAAACAGGCUCUAGCAACUGGUAAACCCCUUGCAAAGGAGGUUGCCGAUGACACACAACUUCACAAAGAUUUUGCUUAUGAUGAAUCAAUCCAAGAUGAGGUCGAUGACGAAUACAGUGCACUCAGCGGAGUCAUUGAUCCUAAAGUUGUCGUUACCACUUCAAGGGAUCCAAGUAGUAAGUUACAGCAAUUUAGCAAGGAAAUACGGCUUUUGUUCCCCACUUCUGUUCGGAUAAAUAGAGGUAACUACGUGAUGCCUAAUCUGGUGGAAAGCUGCAAAGGAUCUGCAGUUAACGAUCUUGUUGUGCUUCAUGAGCACAGAGGUGUCCCAACAACACUGACUAUCUCCCAUUUACCUCAUGGACCUACAGCUAUUUUUACCCUCCACAACGUUGUAUUGAGGCAUGACAUCAACGACACUAGUAACCAAAGUGAGGCAUAUCCACAUUUAAUCUUUGAAAACUUUUCUAGCAAGCUAGGUAAACGUGUUGAAACUGUCCUAAAGCAUUUAUUCCCACCAGGGGUCAAGAAAGAUAGCCCUCGUGUGAUCUCAUUCAUAAAUAAGGACGAUUUCAUCAGCGUCAGACAACAUGUUUACGUGAGGACUAGAGAUGGAGUUGAGCUCAGCGAAGUUGGUCCACGUUUUGAAAUGCGACUGUUCGAGUUGAGACUCGGUACGUUAGACAACAAAGAUGCGGAUACUGAAUGGCAAUUACGUCGUUUCGUCCGAACAGCCAACAGGAAAAACUAUCUUGCCGAUUAG
Molecule: messenger RNA, 858 nt
Organism: Komagataella phaffii GS115
Lineage: Eukaryota; Fungi; Ascomycota; Pichiomycetes; Pichiales; Pichiaceae
Product: Component of the SSU processome, which is required for pre-18S rRNA processing
Exons: 1
Coding region: 1-858 (285 amino acids)
Biological process (GO): rRNA processing
Cellular component (GO): nucleolus; small-subunit processome; Mpp10 complex
Molecular function (GO): rRNA primary transcript binding; snoRNA binding
Source: RefSeq, a predicted model, not a curated record